AUGACGUCCAUCGGCCAACGUGCGGUUCUAUUCAUCGAUAAUGGUGGGUUUAACAUUAAGGCAAUGUAUCUGCCCCCGUCAUUCAAGACGCCGGUCUUUCUCACCGUUCCGAACUGCGUCGGUGCAAACGCCCAUGUCGGUCGUGGUAUUAUUGGUGAACAAAUGCACCAGUUGCCUCAGUAUCACGGCUUUCUCGUGCGCCGCCCAGUCGAUCGUGGCUUCAUUGUGGAUAUCAAUCUGCAGGUUCGGGUGUGGGAGUAUGUCUUGCAAUACUUUGGCAUCGCGAAUGAGCAGGAUACCGACCUGUGGCUGACGACCCCUUUCGGCGCACCAAAGGCAGUGGCUAGUGUCUUGCACCACCUCCUCACCGUGAAGUUUCACUUCCGUGCGGUGACGUUUGUCAGUAGUUCUUUUCUUGUGCUUCUUUGCUACGAGAGUACGGCACACCGGUGGGCAGAGAGCCAUAUAAAUACUAGUGAUAUGCAUGGAAAGACUCGAAAGCGAACACGUGGUGGAAAUGUAAUGAAGUCAGGGUGUGGAGUGUUAGUAGAUUUGGGGUUCUCUCACACUACACUGGUGCCGUAUAUAGGGUACAAUCCUGUUUACUCCUCAAUCAUCCGUAUUGACAUUGGCGGCAAAUUACUAACAAACCGUCUUAAGGAACAUAUUUCCUUCACACAAACCAAUCUAACAGAGGACAGCUGGCUAGUCAAUCACAUCAAAGAGCGAUGCUGUCGUGUCGCCAUGCAUCCCCGAGAGGAAUUAAAACAAUGUUGCGAAACUGCAGGCACGAGCAGAGUUAAAGUGGGUUCUGGAUUGGAAGGGAAAGCCCAAAGCAGUGCCGUUGUGUAUUAUCUCCCCGCGGUCCCCGCUCUACAUCCUCUGGGCUGUCUCUCAACAGAACUGCCGAAAUCAUUUAUUCAAACCCAGUCACAGGAAAAAGAAUGUGAUGAAAGUACUCAUUUACCAAGUCUCUGUCUUAAUCAAGAAUGCUUCCUUAUUCCAGAGCUGCUUUUUACGCCAUCAGAUGUUGGGCUUGACCAAAUGGGCCUUGUCCAGGCACUAACAUCGGCUAUCCCACGACGUGGAAUGCUAGAGCAAAUGCAAAUGAUGACAGACGUGGUAAUGUCCAACAUCUACGUUUUUGGGGGUGUAAGCCAAUGUCCAAACCUCGUAGAGCGUCUUCGCCGUGAGGUGCAAGAAAUACUACCAGAUUCAAUUGUUCCUUGUCCUACUUUAAUUUGCAGCACACUAUUGGAAAAGUCAACACUUAAAAGGGAAAAAGAGAAUGCUUCGCUUCUGCCACUGUGUGGGGCUAAAAUAAUUCUAGUUGGAAAUGAUGUUAACAUGAGGAAAUGGAGAAAAAUGGCUCGAAGACGCGCUACAAUAGUGAUUAGUGGACACAAAAGGAUCACGGAAAGUGACAUAUAUGAAAAGUUACAAAAUAUUGCUUAG
Molecule: messenger RNA, 1455 nt
Organism: Phytomonas sp. Hart1
Lineage: Eukaryota; Euglenozoa; Kinetoplastea; Trypanosomatida; Trypanosomatidae
Source: the annotation of a GenBank genome assembly